GGCAGUGUUCUUUCCCUGACGUUCUGAAAAGAUUUCGGACUGGGGCUCCCGAUGCCAAAUUUGUUGGGUCAUCUGUAGUACAGUGACUGGGAUCCCCUCUCACAGGUCCACUAAACUGAAAGCUCGGGCCCCCGUUCUGAAAAGCUUCUACAGUUGAAAGACCCAAUCUGUCCUUCUCAAAUUAUUUAGCGAUCACGUGACUGUUUUUUAAGUCUCUUUGGAACUUCUUCAGUAUUUUGAACUCUGCUGUCUUUCCCAGUUUUGUAGAACUAUUUGGAUCUAAGAUGAUGAAUCCUGGCAUCCCGUUUCCCAACCUUCCAGCCCUAAACCAGACCCCAAUACAACAACAGCAGCAGCUCAAGUCUACUCUUCAAAUCAAAAAGAACGCCAUAACUGAUGACUACAAAGUUACUAAUCAGGUUUUGGGACUAGGGAUCAACGGAAAGGUACUAGAGAUCUUCAGUAAGAAGACUGGAGACAAGUUCGCUAUGAAGAUGUUACAGGACUGCCCAAAGGCACGUAGGGAGGUGGAACUGCACUGGAGGGCCUCCCAGUGUUCUCAUAUUGUGAAGAUUAUUGAUGUGUACGAAAAUCUUUACCAGUCCAGAAAGUGUCUCCUUAUAAUUAUGGAAUGUCUGGAUGGUGGAGAACUCUUUAGCAGAAUUCAGGAUAGAGGGGACCAAGCCUUCACAGAGAGGGAGGCAUCAGAGAUCAUGAGAAGCAUUGGAGAAGCAAUACAGUACUUACACUCUAUCAAUAUCGCACACAGAGAUGUAAAGCCAGAAAAUCUCCUAUAUACAUCAAAACGGCCAAACUCUGUUUUAAAGCUGACCGAUUUUGGAUUUGCCAAGGAAACCACAACACACAAUUCACUAGCGACACCAUGUUACACACCUUAUUAUGUUGCUCCUGAAGUUCUCGGGCCAGAAAAAUAUGAUAAGUCGUGUGAUAUGUGGUCUCUUGGUGUUAUCAUGUAUAUUCUACUAUGUGGCUAUCCACCAUUUUACUCCAACCAUGGUUUUGCCAUCUCCCCUGGAAUGAAGAAACGGAUCCGCAUGGGGCAGUAUGAAUUUCCAAACACAGAGUGGUCUGAAGUUUCAGAUGAAGUAAAGCAGCUGAUCAGAAAUCUUUUAAAGACUGACCCAACUCAAAGGAUGACAAUCUCAGAAUUUAUGAACCAUCCAUGGAUAACGCAGUCUAUGCAGAUUCCACCAACACCUCUUCAUACCAGCAGGGUCCUAAAAGAAGAGAAAGAUUUGUGGGAAGAUGUUAAGGAAGAGAUGACAAGUGCCCUUGCCACCAUGAGAGUUGACUAUGAGCAGAUAAAGAUCAAGAAGAUUGAAGAUGCCUCUAAUCCUCUCCUCCAAAAGAGGCGAAAGAAGAUUACACCCCAUGUAGCAACUCACUGAGGUUUCACUUGUGUGCGAUCACCAUUGGUGUCAAUCAUGCCUUGUAUUCUUGCGCCAACUCAGUGUUAACUGUAAAGGUGGCUUGUAGUGCCACAUUAAAAACAGAGGGAUGGGCCUGCAAGUCUGUGGGAUUGGUGCCAGGCGUGGGACUCAUUCUUCUAUAAUUCUGUACUCCAUUUUUUAGGAAGAUUUUUUGUUUGUUUUUUUUCUUUUAGGUUUUUUUUCUGUUUUUAGAGAUUUUCACAAUAUAUUUUAUAUAUAUAUAUAUAUAUAUAUAUUCAAAUUUGCACACAUCCAUGGGAAAACGAGAGGGGAAACAUAUAAUGUUGGCUAUAAGCAUCAAAGGAGAGGAAGGUGAAGGAUUUAGGUGUUCCAGAUAAUGUGCCAUCAUUAGCAUGUCCAAGCAUAUCAGUCUAAAAGGAUAUUCCUGGGAGUGGCACACUUCAAGGACCACUAAGCCCAAGAGACAGGCUAAUCACUUUUGGUACGAAUUUGUAAUUAGGAGUCAGCCUCGCUAAAGUACCUUGUUUGCUUUUAAAGGCAGACUUCCCUUUUUAAACAUUUUAAAAGGCAAUGUAAAUAUAGCGCUUUUUAAUAGAAUGUCUGGAUAUUUUAAACGUGUCCCUGAAAUUGCAAAUUAAUUUAUUUUUGUUACAUCUUAAAGGCCUGUAUGUAACUUCAAAGUCUUUUUGGGAUAUUUUAAGUUUUUAAUUUUGGAAUCAUUUCAAAAAGGCCUUGAAAUAUCCAUGUGCAUGAUUUUGCUACACCUUAAAAAAAAAAAAAAACAUUUUCAAGGACCUUUGUGCCUCCAUAUGCAUCCUAGUUGCCUUAUAUGCAACCAAAUGUUGACCUGAUAACUGUUUUUUUAGGAGGGGGUGUAUUUUAAGUGUGCAACACUGAUGCUUAGGAAGGAAAUGGAGCAAGACUCCGCUGAGCCCACAAAUCAGCCUGUGAAAUCCCGCAGAAAAGGCCUGUAUAAUUGAAAGCUAGACGGUUGCCUGAAUUCCACAUAUAUGAUACUGUGGUGAGAAUGUAUUGCUGCUAUUGAUAAAGCUAGCUUUUUAUAUAUAUUGAUUCUAAUAGGACACAAUGGGGUAAAAUAAUAUACAUUCUGUCUAGUAGCAGAAAAAAUGUUUUGCAGUUUUAAAUAUUUUGCCCCCUCAGCUGCAUUGUCAUGAAUCAGACGUCCAGAUUAUUAGUCCUUUUUCAGGUAUUUUGGCACUUUUGCCAGCUCUAGUACAGUAUACCAGCCUCUGACCCAAAAAAAAACCCAGAUGAUAUUUUCUUAGAGCUUUGAUCUAAAACCUUUCUAUUGAUUACAUGAAAACCAUGAUUUUAAACUUUUUCUUUAAAGAAAAUGAAUUAUGCAGAAUGAAAAAGCAGACCAGUUGAUCCAUUACUGAUGUAUGUUGUAGGAUUUGGGGAGAAUGUGUGUAAUAAGUGGCUGGGUUAGGUUAUAAUCUUUUUUUUUUUUUUUUUUUUUUUUUUUGUAAUUCAGCUGUAUAGUAGCACACUCUAAUGCCAUUUAUGUUUAUCAUCUCUUUCCCCAGAAAGCAAUAUUUUUCUCUGGAAUUGUUGUAAAGUUAUAAUUUUGUAUGAUCAAACUGUUUUACUAAAAGGUUUUAAACUUUG
Xenopus laevis (African clawed frog) is the source of this 3041-nucleotide messenger RNA. RefSeq names its product MAPK activated protein kinase 2 S homeolog (gene mapkapk2.S). Gene Ontology annotation, molecular function: kinase activity; transferase activity; ATP binding. NCBI's taxonomy places the organism in Eukaryota, Metazoa, Chordata, Amphibia, Anura, Pipidae. The record is from RefSeq and is a predicted model, not a curated record. The transcript is spliced from 10 exons. The coding region runs from base 285 to 1409 and encodes 374 amino acids.